AUGCAAGUACAUCAGGAGGAUCAAGAGAGAGUCAUGGAAGAGUUUUGUAUGCUGCUGAAUGACGACGAGAUUGUUGCUGCUGAGGCUCCUGGAGUCCAGAUUGAUCAACCAGAAGUGCAAAUACCUACUGAGGCCUUCACACUUCACCAGUUGAGCUCUCAGACAAGCUCGAUCGGCAGCUCGAUCGAGUCGAACUCUAGCUCGAUCGAGUCAGACUUCAUCAGUCCUCAAGCCGAUUUUGCUUGA
Molecule: messenger RNA, 246 nt
Organism: Microthlaspi erraticum
Lineage: Eukaryota; Viridiplantae; Streptophyta; Magnoliopsida; Brassicales; Brassicaceae
Source: the annotation of a GenBank genome assembly